Molecule: messenger RNA, 1356 nt
Organism: Caenorhabditis remanei
Lineage: Eukaryota; Metazoa; Nematoda; Chromadorea; Rhabditida; Rhabditidae
Exons: 8
Coding region: 1-1356 (451 amino acids)
Biological process (GO): lipid catabolic process
Molecular function (GO): lipase activity
Source: RefSeq, a predicted model, not a curated record
AUGAACACUAUUCUAUUUUUAUUAUGCUACGCUUUCCUUGUUGUUGAAGUUUCAUCAGAAUUCAACAAGCAUUUUGCUGAUUUUGUGGAAGAAAACUAUGGGAAAACCUUUCUAGAUACCUUACAAAGAAUUGAUCUUGGAGACAGCGGUUCAUUUGGUGGGAAGAACAAUGCUGAGGAAGAAAUCAAAAACGAUCCAGUUAUUUUCGUUCAUGGCGUUUCCGACAUUGCCGGGGGGAAAAUGCAAGCGCUAGCCGCUACUUAUAAAAAACACGGUUACACUAGUGGAGAGUUAUAUGCAACGACUUAUGACAGUGGGCCGCAUAACAGCCCAAUUGCUUGGACAGAGUAUUCUUUGAAAUGCGAGCAUGUCAAACAGAUUCGAACUUUGAUACUGGCUGUUAAGUAUUACACACAAAAGGAUGUUGAUGUUGUGGCAUAUUCUUUGGGUGUUCCAAUCGCAAGAAAAGCUAUACUGGGAGGAAUGUGCGUUGACACCAGAGAAGAUCUUGGAUCCCCUCUUACACAAUACGUAGACACAUUUAUUGGUGUGGCAGGGCCUAACCAUGGAAUUUCAUUGCAGGUCGCUGGAGUAUCCAUACCCGGCUGCGUUAUCGGUGCCAUCCCUAUUCUGCCAAUCUGCAGUAAGAUCAUUGGAUUGUAUUCAGGGUUCUGCCCAACUGAGAGUGAAUUUCUGACGGAUAUCAAUGAGAGCAACCAUUAUGAAGGUCGAUAUGUCUACUCUCUUUAUACUGAAACUGAUUCUUGGAUUGGGUACCAAAUUUGUGAUAAGGUUACCGCCCGCAUUCCUGGGGAAGAUGGUCACAAGCUGUACAAAAAGCUGUCGCAUGACGAUAUCAUAUUGAGAACUUGCGAUAUGCAAAUUCAAAUGAUGAAAUACCACAAUGAAUUCGACGCUAAAACUAGAGAUGGAACCAGUUCACGGCAGAAAAGUUCACGACAGAAAGUGAAAUCUGCAAAAUUAUCAGAUAGUUCAUCUGAAGCAAGCGGUGAAUCCGGUUCCAGACCGUCAUCAAGAUCAAAGUCUGGUCAAACCAAGAAACGUGAAAUCAAUGAAUAUGACUAUCUCAGUGAAUUCGACCAAUCAGUUUUUGAGAAUGUUACUCCACUGAAAGGAUCUUCUAAGAUCUCAUCCAAACGGAUCGCUGUGAUCCCAUCUUAUCAGCCAGCUACCACUACAAUACAAUCGACUAGAAGCUACGAAUCAUACCUCCCACGCGGAACAGAGAAUGUCAUCGAUAUGAUGAAUGCGAGGCCUUAUCCGAUUGAGACAACGAAAACGCAAGGUGAUAACGUCGGCGGAUAUCACACGCGUAUCAAUGUGUCCUUCGAUUGA